This is a messenger RNA of Alligator mississippiensis (American alligator), 1437 nucleotides long. Its product is annotated as olfactory receptor 2T27-like. Gene Ontology annotation, molecular function: olfactory receptor activity; G protein-coupled receptor activity. Gene Ontology annotation, cellular component: membrane. The transcript has a single exon. The coding region runs from base 283 to 1221 and encodes 312 amino acids. Gene Ontology annotation, biological process: G protein-coupled receptor signaling pathway. The record is from RefSeq and is a predicted model, not a curated record. Lineage: Eukaryota; Metazoa; Chordata; Crocodylia; Alligatoridae.
AUACCAUGAGUUAAACCACUGCAGCUCACUUGUAGGUGGGGCCUGCAGCUGGAGAUAGAAAUAUUAGGCUAAAAAUAGGAAAUCUUUAGCCUAAUUACACAGUUCCCCAGGAAGUGAGGCUAUUGUCUUAUCAACCAUAGUGUCUGGCAUUUCUUCCACAGGAGAAGAAAACCUGCUUGCUGCUUGAGCUUCCAUGAGUGUUAUCCAGUAGGAAGUGUGUGCAUAUGCCACCAGGUAUUUGGUUCUUGUCCAGGGCUUCAGGCGAAGCUGCAUGGACAGGAAAUGAGUGAGAAUGAAACUUCUUCAGCGGACUUCAUUCUGCUGGGAUUCCUGAGCCGGACCAAUGUACACAUGUUCUCCAUGACCAUGAUCUUAUUAGCCUUCAUCGCCACUUUGUCUGGGAAUGCUCUUCUCAUACUUCUAAUCCAGGUGGACUCAUCCCUUCACACCCCCAUGUACUUUUUCCUCAGUCAACUGGCCUCUGUGGACAUCUGUCAGACCCUCAUUGUUGUCCCCAAAAUGGCAGCAGACUUCCUGACCCCAGGCAACCCCAUUUCUCCAGCUGGCUGUGGGGCUCAGAUUUUCCUUACCCUGACAAUGGGUGGAGCAGAGUGCCUCCUCCUGGCAGUCAUGGCUUAUGACAGAUAUGUAGCUAUCUGCAACCCCUUGCAAUACCCUCUCCUCCUGAGCAGGAGAGUCUGUCAGGGCCUGACAAGUGGGGUCUGGAUUGGGGCAUCUGUAAAUGCCUUAAUUAUUACAGCUUUUAUUAUGCACUUGCCCUACUGCAGCUCUAAAGAGAUUAAUCACUUCUUUUGUGAGGUCCCAGCCCUGCUCAAAUUGUCCUGCUCUGACACCUCUCGAUAUGAAACUCUGCUGUUUGUGUGUAGCACCAUUAUGUUCCUCAUCCCUUCUUCCACCAUCCUAGCCUCUUACGCUCACAUCCUUGCUGCAGUCCUGAGGAUGAGGUCUACCAGACAGGAGAAAGCUCUGGCCACCUGCUCCUCCCACCUGACUGUGGUUUGCAUGUUCUACGGGGCAGGCAUCUUCAUGUACAUGAGACCCAGCUCCUACCACUCCCCAGAGCAAGACAAGAUUGUGUCUCUAUUUUACACCAUUGUCCCCCCAGUACUGAAUCCACUCAUCUACAGCCUGAGAAACAGGGAUGUCUUACAUGCCCUCAGAAAAUGGAUUGGGAAAUGCAGACACUUCCAGCAAGAUUGACAGAAGUUGUAGCUUACUAUGUGCUUUGUCUCAUUAAACCGAGCAGGCCUCCAGCAAGGUUUUCUGGAACAUUUAGAAGGAAGCUAAAUUUUCGUGGUCACUUAACAGCCAGUGCCCUACUGAGAAUCACAGGCUUUUGGGCUCUGUCACUUAAACACUUAGAAUCAGGUUUGAGGAAAUCCACCCCACUCCCUCAGAUCACAGGUGUUCUUCUGU